ACUGUCCCAGGCGCAGCGUUGACGUGUUAGUGGUGCGCUGAUUAAUUAGUUGUAUGGAUUCAUUCGAAGAGGAGUUGGUGGCUGCGUUAAGAGAUGUCGUUGAGAGUGGAAGCUGGCAGUGUGUAGGAGACAAAGCUGACUUUGUUUCACCAUGUACAAAGCUGUUCUCUGACGACGGGGAGCACGUCGUCCUGGUCCACACUGAGGAUGACACGUACUGGGCGAUGGACUCCGCCUGUCCGCACCAAGGUGGUCCUCUAGAGCUGGGGGACAUUGAGGAUCUGGGAAAUGGAAAGGUACUUGUCUGUCCAUGGCAUCACUUUGAUUUCAGUCUGGAAACUGGGACGUCCUCCACUGGCCUUCAGAACCGUGUGUAUGAUGUCAGAACUGUCCAGGGUAAAGUUUAUGUCAACACACAAAAUGAACUGUCACUGACACCUAUACUACCUGUGACAAAUGAUGUCACAACAACAUGCGCAGCAGGCACAUUAAGUCCAGAUGACACCAGUUCAUCCCCCUCUGAAGACACGCUGUGUUUCUGGGCUACCAAGAUACUCUGUACUGCAGACCCAGACGAGAAGGUUAAUUUGACAUUAGAAGUUCAAGAAAGGUGGAAUUCGGGAGAAAUAACAGACGUAGGUCAGGCCAUUCCUCCUCACCAGCCCAGCAGGAAGGAGAACCUAACAGUUCUUGAACCAGGGAAAAUCAAACGUGGCAAAGGAGGCACACAGGCUAGCCGGAUAGCCUUACUCCAUUCUUUAGCUAACAUAGAGCAGUGGGCUAUUGACUUGUCCUGGGAUGUGAUCUCCAGAUUCUCAACUGUCCAACUGCACACUGGGAAUCCUCUGCCUCGCCAGUUCUUCAGUGAUUUUGUUAAAGUAGCUGGAGAUGAAGCUAAGCAUUAUCACUUGUUAGAGAAACGGAUAACAGACCUUGGGAGCUUCUUUGGAGCUCUUCCUGUACACAAUGGCUUAUGGCAGUCUGCAGCGGACACAUCCCAUGACCUGUUGGCAAGGCUCGCCAUCGUGCACAUGGUUCAUGAAGCAAGGGGACUGGAUGUCCAUCCUCAGACUCUGUCCCGUUUUGCUGUGCAGGGUGACCAAGCCUCCGUGGACAUUCUGGAGGUUAUCUACAGAGAUGAGAUCACACACGUGGCAGCAGGGCUGCGCUGGUUCACAUACGUCUGCUCAGAAGGAGGACGGGAUUGCCUGUCGACGUUCCAUGACUUGGUAAAACAAUACUUCAAAGGGUAUCUGAAGCCACCCUUUAACACGGAGGGGAGAACAACAGCAGGGAUGACGGAGGAGUGGUAUGUUCCGCUUAUCAAGCCAUCCAGUUGACAAUGGCCUCAAGAGGUUCCUCAGGAAAUAUUGAGACAGAAGAAACUUACUCAUGCACCUACACAACAUAGCAUCACAUGAAGGGAAGGAGUAACGACUCCAGUCU
This is a messenger RNA of Lampris incognitus (smalleye Pacific opah), 1446 nucleotides long. RefSeq lists its product as uncharacterized. The transcript has 12 exons. Lineage: Eukaryota; Metazoa; Chordata; Actinopteri; Lampriformes; Lampridae. Gene Ontology annotation, molecular function: 2 iron, 2 sulfur cluster binding. The record is from RefSeq and is a predicted model, not a curated record. The coding region runs from base 54 to 1340 and encodes 428 amino acids.